UGCCAGAGCUGGGUGUCCCGGCGCUCUGAGGCUCCUCGCAGUUAGACGUCCCUGAGCCGGUGCUCGCCUUGACCCUGGGCUACCUGGAGGCUUUGGCUGGGGCGUGUUUCGUGGGGGCGCCCUUGGAGCAAGCCGCGAUGGCCAGCACCAGGAGUAUCGAGCUGGAGCACUUUGAGGAACGGGGACAAAAGGCCGCGCCGGGGUCGCGGAGAGGAGCGCCCAGCUCCUCCGGGGGCAGCAGCAGCUCCGGCCCCAAGGGGAACGGGCUCAUCCCCAGCCCGGCGCACAGUGCCCACUGCAGCUUCUACCGUACGCGGACCCUGCAGGCCCUGAGCUCGGAGAAGAAGGCCAAGAAGGCGCGCUUCUACCGGAAUGGGGACCGCUACUUCAAGGGCCUGGUGUUUGCCAUCUCCGGCGACCGUUUCCGGUCCUUCGAUGCGCUGCUUAUGGAGCUCACCCGCUCCCUGUCGGACAACGUGAACCUGCCCCAGGGUGUCCGCACCAUCUACACCAUCGACGGCAGCCGGAAGGUCACCAGCCUGGACGAGCUGCUGGAAGGUGAGAGUUACGUGUGUGCGUCGAAUGAACCGUUUCGUAAAGUUGAUUACACCAAAAACAUUAAUCCAAACUGGUCUGUGAACAUCAAGGGUGGGACCACCCGCGCCUUGGCUGCUCCCUCCUCAGUGAAGAGUGAAGUGAAGGAAAGUAAAGAUUUCAUCAAACCCAAAUUAGUGACUGUGAUUCGAAGUGGAGUGAAGCCUAGAAAAGCUGUGCGGAUCCUUCUGAAUAAGAAGACUGCUCAUUCCUUCGAACAGGUCUUAACAGAUAUCACUGAAGCCAUUAAACUGGACUCAGGAGUGGUGAAGAGGCUCUGCACGCUGGACGGGAAGCAGGUUACUUGUCUGCAAGACUUUUUUGGUGACGAUGAUGUUUUUAUUGCAUGUGGACCUGAAAAAUUCCGUUAUGCCCAAGAUGACUUUGUCCUGGAUCACAGUGAAUGCCGUGUCUUGAAGUCAUCUUAUUCUCGCACCUCAGCUGUUAGGUAUUCUGGAUCCAAGAGCCCUGGGCCUUCUCGACGCAGCAAAUCACCAGCUUCAGUAAAGAGGGGUGGCCACUACUCCAGGGCCUACUCUACAGCCAAAUCCCCAGUUAAUGGAACUCCCAGCAGCCAACUUUCCACUCCUAAAUCUACGAAAUCCUCCAGUUCCUCUCCAACUAGCCCAGGAAGUUUCAGAGGAUUAAAGCAGAAUUCUGCACAUGGCCGAUCUUCUUCCAAUGUAAAUGGCGGGCCUGAACUUGAUCGUUGCAUGAGUCCUGAAGGUGUGAAUGGAAACAGGUGCUCUGAAUCGUCAACUCUUCUUGAGAAGUACAAAAUUGGGAAGGUUAUUGGUGAUGGCAAUUUUGCAGUAGUCAAAGAGUGCAUGGACAGGUCCACAGGAAAAGAGUUUGCCCUAAAGAUUAUAGACAAAGCCAAAUGUUGUGGAAAGGAGCAUCUGAUUGAGAACGAAGUGUCGAUACUGCGCAGAGUGAAACAUCCAAAUAUCAUCAUGCUGGUUGAGGAGAUGGAAACAGCUACUGAGCUUUUUCUGGUGAUGGAAUUGGUCAAAGGUGGAGAUCUCUUUGAUGCAAUUACUUCUUCAACCAAGUACACUGAGAGAGAUGGCAGUGCCAUGGUGUACAACCUGGCCAACGCCCUCAGGUACCUCCACGCCCUCAGCAUUGUGCACAGAGACAUCAAGCCAGAGAACCUCUUGGUGUGUGAAUAUCCUGAUGGGACCAAGUCUUUGAAACUAGGAGACUUCGGGCUGGCCACUGUGGUAGAAGGCCCUUUAUACACAGUCUGUGGCACCCCGACUUACGUGGCCCCAGAAAUCAUUGCUGAAACCGGCUAUGGCCUGAAGGUGGACAUUUGGGCGGCUGGCGUGAUCACGUACAUACUGCUCUGUGGAUUCCCACCCUUCCGAAGUGAGAACAAUCUCCAGGAAGAUCUCUUCGACCAGAUCUUGGCUGGGAAGCUAGAGUUUCCGGCCCCCUACUGGGACAACAUCACGGACUCAGCCAAGGAAUUAAUCAGUCAAAUGCUUCAGGUAAACGUUGAAGCGCGGUGCACUGCGGGACAGAUCCUGAGUCACCCCUGGGUAUCAGACGAUGCCUCCCAGGAGAAUAAUAUGCAGGCUGAAGUAACAGGUAAACUCAAACAGCACUUUAAUAACGCGCUCCCCAAACAGAACAGCACCACCACCGGGGUCUCCGUUAUCAUGAACACGGCUCUAGAUAAGGAGGGCCAGAUCUUCGGCAGUAAGCUCGGCGCGGACGGCAGCCGGCCCGGCCUGGAGCCCGCUGCCCCGGAGCCCCCUGCGUCCCCGGAGUCGCCCCCGCGCUCUCCUGCCGCCGCCGCCGCGGAGUGCGAGCGGGCGGGGACCUGGCGCCGCCACCGCGACUGACCGGCCUCCCCCGCCGCCCGCAUCGCUGCCCGCACCGCGCAUCGCAUCGCCGGGGUGGAGAGCGCGCGCUUCCAGGGCCACCGCUUCCCGCGCGUUCCGCCCGGGUCCUGGAGGGGCCUGUGCGCGUCGGCUUCGGGGACAGGUCCUCGGAGCGGCUUCGUUUAAAUUCUCUGUCUUCUCAGUUCAGUGGACAUUUGACGGCGUCACCAGGAGAAUGUGCAACUUUUAUCUGACAUUGAGCGCAUUUUUAUAGAAACACUUUGGAUGUACCGAGAUCUCUCUCUUAUUUAAGUAAACUCAGGAGGGCUCCCUUUUUCUUACAAGCAACUCAGAACUGCGUCUGUCCCUUUGUGGGCGCCCUUCCUCUGCUGACGGGGGUCGGGGGCUGGCUUCCCGCGCAAGGCUCGGAGCCCGAGCGGACCCCCUGGUCCCGGCACUCCGCCCAGCCUCGGGGGCUCGUCUAGGACGACACUGGCUCUGGACUUGUGCGCAGACCGCAGGGAAGGCCGUUUCUUCCCUCGCAGUUGUGUUUCCCUGACUCUUCCCACGACCGUAUUAGAAAAUGCUGACGACCUUGUCCUUGGGGCUUUUUAACGAGAGGCGUGGUGCAUGCCGCGUUGCCGGGCGCUUCCUUCUCCAGGUCCGGCUGCGGGCAGAGCAGGACCAACCAGCGGCCCCAGGAGCCGCGGGAGCCUCCCUUCUCCAUCUGCUUUUCAUCUGCAGCGGCGGCAACAACCCCCAGGGAGCGCGGGGCACAGUCGGGACUGGGCGGGAAGGUGCCUGCAGACAUCCUCUGUUACUAACCUUCUGGAAGGCUGCUGGCAGUUUUUCCUUUUUUUCCACCACCCUGCUCUUUUUAAUGAUUGUAUAUAAUCAGUGUAUUUGUUUUACCUGCUCAUCUUCUAAACGGGUGGGCCUGUAGUUCAUUCUCAUUGUUAAUUAAGACUUUUGCCGCCUACAAGUGUAUCCAAUAAACUUUUCCUUCUUGAGAAAUAGCGGUCAGGGUGGGUAGAGGUUCCUGCGUGGUGGUUUUGCAAAGAGUGUGUGGUCAAAGCAACACCUCCCCGGCCCAGGUUCUGGCUGGUGCCAGUGUUGAUUUUUGUCUCGGGGUCACAACGGGGAAGAGAGGUGCUUGGGAAGAACGCACAGAGGUGCACCUGGAUGGAACUGUGUUUGAUUACAGGUGCAGAAACUCACACAACAAAAGCUCAAAAAGGAAUAGAGAUUAUUAGUGUACAACAGAGAACUCUGAUGGAACCAGAGACAGGAAGGUCAGGCUUUAUAGGAAAUGGGGAGCUGGGGCAGCUGUUCUCGUCUGUCUGUGCCUGUCUCAGAGGUUGUGCCGUCUCCUGUCUCUGCUUCUUUCAUUGCGUUUCGGCUCUUGGUUUCUGUUCCCUCAUAACGUCUGCUUGCCUGGUCUCUGGCUUAGCCUGUAACUGCUUCUGUCCCCAGCUUUGCAAGGCUGUACAACUCCACAGCUUGAGACCAUAUCUUUCAGCUCUGGUUCUCUUCGUUCACACUGCUGUGUGACGAUUUCUCUCUGGGCUGGUGCUGACCUGUGAUCCAAUCCAGAGGCAGGUGACAGAAUGCAGAUGGGCUUCCUGGGCGCACAGCUCCAGUGGGUGCAGGCUUCAAGAGAGGGUAGUGAUGGGCAGGUCCAGAACAUUCUGCCUGUCGCUCCUCUCACUGGUUAAAGAGCGAGCUUUUUCAUAGCUCCCAAUAGAAAAAUGUUUGUUAAUGGAAGCGAAGAGCUAACGUAAAAGAAAGAGGAGAAAAAUGAGGAUAAAGAAAAUGAAAAUGGAAGAAUGAUGGAGUGAGGCCUUUAGUGUACUGAUCAGAGCCUGAAACUUGACCCCAUCUCUCAAACUGCGAGGUUCAAAGACAUUUGCUAAAGACUUAAGAAAAUAAAUGGCCAGGGCAGUGCCAGUCACUGGUGGCAGGAGGAGGAGCGCCUUCUGUCCCGCACGUGCUCCCACGUUCUAUGGCACCCUGGAUGGCCUGGAGACGGGAGUAGCCUGAGCUGGGUGUGGCAACGUGGCCUGGCAGUGGCCAAGCAGUUCUUUAGUAAUUAAAUCCCACAAACACCUAGAGCGUUAAGUGGUGGUAAAGGAACAAGCCCAGAAGUAGGUCAUGGGACUGGCAGGAGACAGAGCCAUGAUGUGGUUUCAGAUUCCACAGACAUCAAACCUGUGCUCUUUCGAAGGCAGCCUGUUGUCCAGGGUCAAUCGAGGCCUGGACGUGAGUGGUCAUCUAGAUGAUGAUCCUAAAUAAAGGCUCCGACACCACAAGCAAAUUGUUCAUUCACCCACACGUGUGGCAAACGUUACUGAGCUCUUACUCUGGUCUCAGGAUCCAAAUUAAAUAGAGGUCCUUUAUUGCUGGGUUCCUCCGCUCCCGCACUGAGAGAGAGGCCUGCGCUUGGUUUAUGUUCAUCCCCUUA
Balaenoptera musculus (blue whale) is the source of this 4884-nucleotide messenger RNA. It is a transcript of the gene DCLK2, whose product is annotated as doublecortin like kinase 2. NCBI's taxonomy places the organism in Eukaryota, Metazoa, Chordata, Mammalia, Artiodactyla, Balaenopteridae. The record is from RefSeq and is a predicted model, not a curated record. Gene Ontology annotation, molecular function: protein kinase activity; ATP binding. Gene Ontology annotation, biological process: intracellular signal transduction; protein phosphorylation.